GAGACGAGCAGGGGGGCCGCGGCGCGUGCGCGCUGCCCGGGUUUGGCUCAGCAGCGCGAGGCGGCUCGGUCACCCUCCCCCACCGCUGACGCUGUCGGAGCCGAGACUGAGACGGAGGGAAAACGCUCGGUGGGGAAGCAACAGCUGCGGCGCUCACCCAGGCAACUAACCGACCCAGGCCACAAGGAUGGGUGUCCCGGCCUUCUUCCGCUGGCUGAGCCGCAAGUAUCCGUCCAUCGUGGUGAACUGCGUGGAGGAGAAGGCUAAAGAAGUCGAUGGAGUUAAAGCCCCUGUGGACAGCAGCAAGCCUAAUCCAAAUGAAGUGGAGUUUGAUAAUCUGUACUUGGACAUGAAUGGCAUUAUUCAUCCAUGCACGCAUCCAGAAAACAAGCCAGCUCCCAAGAAUGAGGAUGAAAUGAUGGUGGCCAUAUUCGAAUAUAUUGAUCGAUUGUUUAAUAUAGUUAGACCCAGGCGUCUACUUUAUAUGGCAAUAGAUGGAGUGGCUCCUCGUGCCAAAAUGAACCAGCAGCGAUCUCGACGGUUUCGUGCAUCCAAAGAAGGACUGGAACUGGUUGAAGAAAAGAGACAAAUGAGGGAAGAAGUGCUUUCUAAAGGUGGAUUUCUACCCCAAGAAGAGGUCAAAGAGCGGUUUGAUAGCAACUGCAUUACUCCUGGAACUGAAUUCAUGGAUAACUUAGCAAAGUGUCUUCGGUACUAUGUUGCUGAUCGCUUAAACAAUGACCCCGGAUGGAAAUCCUUAACUGUUAUUUUGUCAGAUGCAAGCGUUCCUGGUGAGGGUGAACACAAGAUCAUGGAUUACAUAAGAAGGCAACGAGCUCAGCCAAACCACGAUCCAAACACCCAUCAUUGUUUAUGUGGAGCUGACGCUGAUCUUAUUAUGUUGGGAUUGGCAACUCAUGAACCAAACUUCACUAUAAUCAGGGAAGAGUUCAAGCCCAACCAGCCUAGGCCAUGUGCUCUUUGUAAUCAAGUUGGCCAUGAAAUCAAAGAAUGCCAGGGUUUGCCAAAGGAAAAGCAAGGAGAGUUUGAUCAAUUAGGAAGUAAUCCUCCAAUUGGCUCAGAAGUGGAAUUCAUAUUUAUUCGACUAACUGUAUUGCGUGAGUACUUGGAAAGAGAAUUAACUAUGGCAAGCCUCCCCUUCAAGUUCGAUUUUGAGAGGAGCGUUGAUGACUGGGUUUUUAUGUGUUUUUUUGUGGGAAAUGAUUUCCUCCCUCAUCUACCAUCGCUGGAAAUUAGGGAGGGUGCAAUUGAUCGACUGGUUGGCAUUUACAAGAACGUAGUACACAAGACAGGGGGUUAUCUUACGGAGAAUGGUUUUGUCAACUUAGAACGAGUGCAGAUGAUUAUGGCUGCAGUUGGAGAAGCUGAAGAUAACAUCUUUAAGAAGAGAAGAGAUGAUGAUGUGUCAUUUAGAAAAAGGCAAAAGGAAAAAAACAAAAGGAUGAAAACAGAAGCAGCAUCUUUUGUUCCUGGUGGGCAACUUGCCCCACAACCUUUGGGCCAACGGAGUGGUGGAAGUAAACCACAACCCCUCCAGAAUGCAAGGCAAACUGCUUAUGAAAUGAGAGUACAAGGUAGAGAUCAACAAAAUAAGACAUCAGCCCACAGUAACAGUUCUAAUUCAGAUGGAAGCCCAGUGCCUCUAGGAACGAAGAGGAAGAAUGGGGAUAAUGAUGAUGACGAUGAACCACCAGAUAAUAUCAGGCUUUGGGAAGAAGGCUGGAAACAGCGUUACUAUAAGAACAAGUUUGAUGUUGAUGCUUCUGAUGAUAAAUUCCGCAGAAAGGUUGUGGAAUCAUAUGUUGAAGGUCUGUGCUGGGUUCUUCAAUAUUAUUACCAGGGCUGUGCUUCCUGGAAAUGGUUCUAUCCAUUCCAUUAUGCACCAUUUGCUUCAGACUUCACAGACAUUAAAGACAUGCCUUCCACAUUUGAAAAGGGAACCAAACCGUUCAAUCCACUGGAACAGUUGAUGGGAGUGUUUCCUGCAGCAAGUGGCAACUUCCUCCCUAAAACAUGGCGAGCCCUGAUGGAGAAUCCGGACUCUUCAAUCAUUGACUUCUAUCCAGAUGAUUUUGCUAUUGAUUUAAAUGGAAAGAAAUAUGCUUGGCAAGGUGUUGCACUUCUACCAUUUGUUGAUGAACGACGGCUUAGAGCAGCUCUGGAAGCAGUUUACCCUGAUCUCACUCCUGAUGAAAUUCGACGAAAUAGUCUUGGAAGUGAUGUGCUGUUUGUUGGAAAACACCACAAGUUGUUUGACUUCAUUGUCGAAUUGCAAAAUAGUGGUGCUCAGGAUAUAGAGAUGUCUCCUGAGCUUUGCCAUGGUAUUAAAGGCCUCCUAACGUUAAAGGAUGAUGUAAUAAAACCAGGAAGAACAGUGGAAUCCCCUGUACCAGCAUUGCAAGACAUUACCGAGAAUAAUGUAUGCAGUAUAUUAUUCAAGGAUCCUCAAUUUGAAGAUUGCUACAUAUUCAAAGCUUCUUUAUUACCUGGAGCAGUAAAACCUCCUAAAGUGUUGAAACCAGCUGAUUGGGAACAAUCUAACCAAAAGCAACCUUGGAAGCCUCGACUUGGCUUUAACCCAAAUCGGCCUCAAGUACACUUGGACCAAGCAGCAUUUAGAACACUGGGCCAUGUUAUGUCAAAAGAUCGCUCUCAAGGAGGAAGUGGUGUUUACAGUUACACCCCUCCGCCUCUUUAUCAACAAGCGAAAAAUUCUCGGCCCCCAUUGAUGAGAGCACCACCAUCUCUUACUGUCCCAUUGCCAACCCUACAACCUUCCGAGAUCUUUAUGUUCCAUCAAUUGUGGUCUCUUGCACAUCCCCAGUUUUGAUUUGCCACUGAUGCUGGUGUCUUCAGCUCCCUGGCUCUAAGUUUUGGAGAACUUUGCUGUAAGUCACUCCACCUUUCUCUCCCUUUUUUAAGACAUUCCUUGAAACAAGCUUUUGAUCAUGUAUCCUAACUUCUGCUUAAGUAACUGUUGAGGUUUAUUUAAAGCAUUUUUGAGACAAUUUGGUGGGCUAAUUGUGCUGUAUCAGGGCAAAUUGUUGAGCAUGGAUGACACUUUGGUUUACCAAGUUCCUGCUUAUUGAUAGGGAAGUUAAUUUUAGUCUAAUCUGAUUCCAGUUGUUGCACACAGUCCAGUUGUUUUAUCUGUGAGACUCUUGACCUCUUCUCAACCUAAUUGUACAUCGGAAGUGUGAUGGGAAUUGUUGCAAAAUAGAGCUGUUUGUUCAUCUAUCAACCUUGUUUUAAAAAUAUUAACGGCAUUUAUGUGGCAACCUUCAUGUGAAGUUAAAUGUCGGAGCAUCUUUCAGUCAACUUGGAGGAGUGCUUACAAAAUGAAAAGGCUGGGGACUUUAAACUUUGAGACUUUUCAAUGCAACUAAUCUCACCUUCCUAUACUUUGUCUGGUCUUUCUUGAAGAGCUUCAGCUUGACUGCUGAUCCAAUCCUUGAACUAUAAUACUCAAGCAGGUCCUUGAGUUGUGUAUAGAUUUCUAUGCCUCUGUACCUGCAUGUAAAGGUUGGUGUUUCUCACUGCUGCUAUUUGGCCCCCAAGGAAGAUGUGUAAUUGUUAGCCAUCCUGGCAAUAUGGAGACCUUCACCUGGCUACCUUAUAGUUAAAACGAUGCUGCAAUAUCCUGAGCAACCAAAGCAAUGUUCUGUUCUCCUGGCACUUUACUUUGAGUUUUUUUGACACGAUGUGAUAAAAGUCAUGUGAUGGAAAAAGGUAUGUGGAAAAUUAGUUUUCUGCCUUGCUUUCCUGACCAAUUUUCUAAAUUGACUGGGAUUCACUCUCCAUAAUGUUUUUUGACUUUUGUACCUCCCAGUAUCUUUCUCUGUUUGGAAUUGCUACACACACAAACAAAGAAUUAAGUGCAGACAGUCUAAAGGACAUAAGCACUGAUAAAAGAAGAAAGGAGAAGUGUGUCUUUAAAAGGACUUAUUUAUACUCAAGUAAGGUUGAGACAUAGAGACUCUCUUGAAUUAUUCAGCAAACCCCUGUCCUCACCAUUAGGCCAUCACUGUUGCUGUACAGAUGCUAUCUUGGCCAUUUUUGUUCUCUUAUACUGCAUUGUGUGUUCAUGAGAGACAUAGUAUGUGCACAUAGCUAUAAUGUAAAGCCUUAGCUACAAAACAUAAAGGCUUUAUGCACUUUAAAUUUGAUCUUUUACCUUUUGUUUACUAAUUUGUAGCCACAUUUUCUCUUUUGUAAUGGAAUGUUUUUUUAAAUUCUAGCUCCAAUUGCAAAUGCUAGAAAUCUUGAAGGUUGUUGACCCUGAAUGUUCACUUGCCUUUAUGGUUUCAGAUGCUGAUUCACCUGCAUACUUCAGGCAUUUUAUUUUCUUUUUGUUCGACAGCUCUUUACUUUUCUGCCUCCUGGCUGGAGCUGGAACCCACAUUAAAUUACUACAUAGAAUUUUACAACGCUGAAACAAACCAUUCUGCUAUUGUUUAUGUUCCACUAGUUUCCUGUCUCUGUACAUCAUCUUGCAUUAUCACCAUUUCCUCGUUUUCCUCCUCCUUCACGUCUUCCCACUUGAAUGCACUAGUUUUGCCAUUGCAUGUGGUAGUGAGUUUCAUAUUUUCAGCACAACUUAACAUUGAACACUGAAAAACUGGCCUAGUUUUCAGUCAUUCGAAGUUUGAAAGUUUAAAACAAUGGAUCACUGUUGUCAUGUGCUAGGAAGUCAAAACAUGUAAGUAUGCUGCUCAGUGAAUUAUUUGCGUAGUCAGGCAGCAGCAAGUUAUGACAAAUUGGUGCCUUAAAUUUAUUUAUGUAUUUAGAAAAUGUAAUUCAGGAAUAGACCUCAUUCUGUGUUUGUGUCAAGCAGCUUUUCCGUAUAUAUUUCUUAGCACAAUUGGCUGAAACUGCUGCAUUUAAACAUUCAGCUAUAGUAUACUUUGUGUAAAGAUUUUUAGCAUGUUAUUUCUUGAUGGCUUUGGUGCUAUAUUGAAGAGUGAACCUGAAAGACACAUACCACUUUGAGACGAGAAUUAUAUGACUUUGCAGUGGUCUUUGUAAUGACAGUCCUGUUUGGCAGCAGUAUGAAAUAGGUGGAUUGAUUUUGAAUAGAAAGAAAUGUUGAAGUCUGAACUUGAUAGCUACAAAAAGACGAGAGUUUCAGACCUAUCUAUUUUCAAGAACAUUAAAAGCUGCACGGUAAACUUAACAUAUGUUGUAUUUGUGCAUAGCACGUUGUGAUUUAGGUAAAAUGGAAUUAAAACACUUCGACAUUUGUUAGCCGCAGCCCCGUAUAGCUUUAUUUAUUUCAGAAUUUGAGGAAUGUUAAAUAACACAAAUACAAACCCAGGUGCUGCAGUUUCUGUGGUGGUCAUUGAGGAGGACUUUUUUUUUUCAAAUGUUUGCUGCAUUGUAAAGAUUAUAAAUAUCUGGUCACGUGGUCUUGCCAUUGUCUUUCCCAGUUAUCAUCAUUAAUGCAUCCUUUGUUAAAUUUCUGUUCAGUUACAAUAAUUUGUUUUUCAUGUCACUAGUGGACAUUACAAUGUGUAUACAAUAUAACCAGUUAAUUCCUGUUUUUUCCUACACUCAAUUUAAAAUUGUUAACACAGUAAAAUCAUCAUAGUUCUUCUAUUACCUGCAGCCCCCCCCCCC
Messenger RNA from Chiloscyllium plagiosum (whitespotted bambooshark), 5637 nucleotides. NCBI's taxonomy places the organism in Eukaryota, Metazoa, Chordata, Chondrichthyes, Orectolobiformes, Hemiscylliidae. The record is from RefSeq and is a predicted model, not a curated record.